This is a messenger RNA of Tinamus guttatus (white-throated tinamou), 1857 nucleotides long. The record is from RefSeq and is a predicted model, not a curated record. NCBI's taxonomy places the organism in Eukaryota, Metazoa, Chordata, Aves, Tinamiformes, Tinamidae.
UUCAGUUUGUCAACGGAAAAGGACGGCCAUGCCAGCAGCAGUGAUGAGAACCAGGAGCGUGGCAACUGGACCAACAAGAGCGACUACCUGCUCUCCAUGGUGGGCUACGCCGUGGGCCUGGGCAGGGUCUGGCGCUUUCCCUAAAGCGGAGGUGCCUUUUUAAUCCCGUAUACAGUGAUGCUGGCACUGGCUGGCUUGCCUUUAUUUUUCAUGGAAUGUUCCCUGGGGCAGUUUGCCAGUCUAGGGCCAAUUUCUGUGUGGAGAAUAUUGCCAUUGUUUCAAGGAGUGGGCGUCACGAUGGUCAUCAUCUCAACAUUUGUGUCAAUCUAUUACAACGUUAUCAUUGCCUAUGCACUAUACUACUUAUUUGCCUCAUUUCAAAAAGUGCUACCAUGGUCAGAUUGCUUUUCCUGGGCAGAUGAGUUCUGCAGCAAAACAAAAAUAGUGAGUGACUGCAAUGCAACCUUAGAUAAUGAAACCAUUCAUGCAAACUACUCUUACAUCGUAAGCCACAAUCUCACGUGUAUCAAUGACAGCAUUAACUAUAAACCAGUGCAAUUUCCAAGUGAGCAAUACUGGAACAAAGUGGCUCUUCAGCGCUCAAGUGGGCUGGAUGAGACUGGCCACAUUGUGUGGUACCUGGCGCUCUGCCUCCUCCUGUCCUGGAUCAUUGUUGGAGCUGCAUUAUUUAAAGGAAUAAAAUCUUCUGGAAAGGUGGUCUACUUCACGGCACUCUUCCCAUACGUCAUUCUGCUCAUCUUGCUGGUGCGAGGUGCCACCCUGGAAGGUGCUCGGGAUGGCAUUGAAUAUUACAUUGGGAAACAGUCCAACAUCACAAAGCUGAUGGAGGCAGAGGUUUGGAAAGAUGCAGCCACCCAGAUAUUCUACUCUUUGUCAGUGGCGUGGGGUGGCCUUGUCGCUUUGUCCUCGUACAAUAAGUUUCACAACAACUGCUACUCGGAUGCUAUUAUAGUUUGUGUGACAAACUGCCUCACUAGUGUGUUUGCUGGGUUUGCAAUAUUCUCUAUCCUGGGACAUAUGGCAUUUGUGUCACAGAGACCGGUCUCAGAAGUUGUAGACUCAGGGUUUGAUUUGGCAUUCGUUGCCUACCCAGAAGCUCUCUCCAAGCUACCAGUUGCUCCUCUUUGGUCCUUUUUGUUUUUCUUUAUGCUUCUGCUCUUGGGCCUCGACUCACAGUUUGCCACCAUAGAAACACUAACCACCACCAUACAGGAUAUAUAUCCUAAAGUGAUGAAAAAGUUGAGAAUCCCUGUAACCCUGGGUGUGUGCGUAUUGCUCUUCUUUCUUGGCCUCAUAUGUGUCACUCAGGCAGGAAUUUAUUGGGUUAACUUAAUAGAUCAUUUCUGUGCUGGAUGGGGCAUCCUUAUUGCAGCUGUUCUGGAAAUAAUAGGCAUCGUCUACAUUUAUGGAGGAAACAGAUUCAUUGCAGACAUUGAAAUGAUGAUUGGAAAGAAGCACUUUUUCUUCUGGUUGUGGUGGAGGUUGUGCUGGUUUUUUGUUACUCCGGUGCUCCUAACAGCAAUUUUGGUCUGGUCUCUGGUCACUUUUUCAACCCCCAGUUACGGCUCAGUCUUGUAUCCAACGUGGGGAACUGCAGUGGGCUGGUGUAUGAUUAUCUUCUGUGUCAUCUGGAUUCCCAUUGUCGCUGUUGUAAAGAUAGCUAAAGCAGAAGGAAACCUAUUCCAGCGCAUUGCAGGCUGCUGCAGGCCAGCUGCAAACUGGGGGCCCUAUCUGGAAUGCCAUCGCGGAGAGAGAUACAGCCACAUUGUGGAUCCCAAAAAGGAAAAAGACCAUGAGAUCCCCACUGUGUGUGGCUUCGUGUACAAACGAGACUGA